AUGAGAAAAGAACCUCCUCAGAAGUCAAUUGACGACUUCUGGGCCAAAUUCACCACAAAACAUCCUGGAAAGGUCUACACCAUCCUCCCCGAUAAUCUCUACGCGAAACGCGCUGCCGUGCAUGCCGCACGAGCCGCGACGAGCUGUGAGAAUGCUCUCACUUCCUACGAACAGGCUGUACAAGCCUGCAAGGCCAAGGUCCACAAGAUCGUGAAGGAGUGCAGGAGGAUCAAUCAGAAGUAUCGCGACCCACACUUCGACAUUGAGGCAGAUUUCAAGCGCUCGCGCCAGUAUCCCCAUAUCCCUGCCGACUGCUUGGUCGGUCUGGGCGAGGAGAGGACUGACUUGCAGCCCAUGUCGGUUAAGAGAGUCGAGGACAUCUUCGAAAAACCGGAAUUCUUCCUUGAUGGUGCGACCGCCAACGAUGUACGGCAGGGCAAUGACGGUGAUUGCUGGUUUAUGUCUGCUCUGUGCACAUUGAGCAACAAAGAAGGACUGAUCCAGAAAGUCUGUGUGGAGUAUGACCAACAGGUCGGCGUGUACGGUUUCGUUUUCCACCGAGAUGGCGAGUGGAUCUCCGAAGUUAUCGACGACAAACUUUACCUCAUCAAGGAGGAUUUCGACGACGCUACACUGGGCAGACAUCAAUGGCUGGAAAUACAGAACCGAAAGAGCCCGGAGGAGGAAUACCGAGCUGCUAUGCAGUCCGGCUCAAAGGCUCUCUACUUUGCGCAAUGCAGUGAUCCGAAUGAGACAUGGCUCCCUCUUCUGGAGAAAGCUUAUGCUAAGGCGCACGGAGACUACUCAGCCAUUGAAGGUGGCUUUGUUGGUGAGGGUAUUGAGGACCUUACAGGAGGUGUUACAACCGAGGUGUUUGCAACCGAUAUCUUGGACAAAGACAAGUUCUGGAGGGAAGAGCUGAUGAAUGUGAACAAAGACUUUCUCUUUGGCUGCGGUCAGAUGGGUGGAAUAUAUGGUCAAAGAAAAGGCAUCCAAGAGCGGCAUGCUUAUUCCAUCAUGGAAGCUAGAGAGGUUGGUGAGCAUCGUCUCUGCAAAUUGCGAAAUCCGUGGGGCAAGACCGAAUGGAGUGGACCAUGGAGCGAUGGUUCAGCCGAGUGGAGCCCAGAAAUGAUGCAUAAGCUAAACCACAGGUUUGGUGACGACGGGCUGUUUUGGAUUUCUUAUCGAGACCUUCUACGCAAUUACGAGCAUUUUGAUCGGACAAGACUAUUCGGUCCUGAAUGGACCGUUACGCAGCAAUGGACCAGCGUCAAUGUGCCUUGGUCUGUUGAUUACCUCGAUACCAAGUUUCACAUCGAGCUCGAGGCAGCCAGCCCUGUUGUUAUCGUUCUGUCUCAGCUUGAUGACCGAUACUUCAGGGGUCUAGAAGGCCAAUAUGAGUUCCAAUUGCAAUUUCGCGUGCACAAGGAUGGCGAGGAAGACUACAUCGUGCGCAGCAACGGUGCGUACUUGAUGAUCCGUUCAGUUAGUACCGAGCUUGAUCUGGAGGCUGGUGGAUACACUGUACUGCUGAAAAUUAUUGCAACUCGCGAGCCUGGCACCACACCACAAGACGUCGUUCGUGGCGCCUGUCGCACUCGGCGAGAGAAGCUUCUCUCGGUUGGUCUGCGUUAUGAUCUCGCUCAUGCCAAGGGCAAUUUUCGUGAACUCGAAAAGGAACGUAGGAAGCACGAGAAGGUGGAAGAGAAGGAGAAGUUGAAGAAGCUCAUGAAGAAGCAGUAUGAGUCUCAUCGGAACCAGAAACAUCGUCUCAGGCUGAAGCAGAAGAAGCGUGCAGCCAGAGCAGCUGAACGGAGGGCUGCCAAGCACACGCCCGGCCAGGACAGCCAAUCUACUCCGGGCGAGUUUUCACACCCCAAUAACUUGGACAGAAGGAUCGAGGAGCUCCGACUGGAAGAUGCAAAGGACAAUGGCCUUGGUAUAUAUGCUGCUGAGGAUGUUGUUCCGGAUAAAGCACAUACCCAUCCACCUACACAGCUGCCACCACAUAGAAGAUCCGUCAGCACACCAAGCACACAUCCGAAGACAAUUCGCGAGCGCGCCGAAAGCCCAGGUCCAGGAGGCUUCCAGGGGAGAGGUGGUUAUAAUGGACGCGGAGGUUAUAAUGCCGCAGAGAAACCGAUUCUUGAAAGGACAGAAAGCCCACACGCUGUGGGUGGUUUCGGAGGACGAGGCGGCUACAAUGGGCGUGGAGGCUACAACGAGGAACCCAAAUCUGAAUCCAACGUAGACCAAGUUGUUCCAGCAGCGACAGUUAUCGCCUCGACUGUCGCCGGUCAUAGCCGACGCCUCACACUCUCCGCCGAAGAUAGGCGUGACAGCCGCGAAGCACCCGGAGGGUUUGGAGGCAGAGGCGGCUACAACAUUCCCAAUGUCCGUGCCGGCUUUCCUGAUUUCGCAGAGACUCGUCCACGAGCUGACAGUCCCGGUUCUGGGGCCUUUGGCGGCCGUACUGGACAUGGCGGACGCGACAACUACACCGGCCGUGGCGGCUACAACGAUACCGAAGAUAGCGACGCCGACCAUCCGGGUACACCCAGCCGUAUCGCGCUAUCAUCACCGCCCGGCCGACGUGCGACAUCACCUGCUGCGCCCAUACGUCGCGCCACACUCUCCCCAGCGCCUGCGCAUAAUCCGGUCAUACGCGUGACCUCUGGCACGGGCGCGAGUAUCAGCGCAUCCGACAUCGACGACGCGUCUGACCUCAGCUGGGACUCCGAACUCGACGGGCCGUCUGACGAUGCACUUGACUCCUCGUCGGACGAUACGGCAUACGACCCGGUGCGCUACACGCAUUUCCACCGCUUGGCGCGUGCACAAAUCCCCGACGAUAACGACGAACGGGAGGAUGAGGGCGACGAGGACGAUGAUUUUGCGGCGGAUCCGUGGAAUGCCGUGUGUGUUGUUGGCCUGAAGGUGUUUACCCGCGAUGAUGUUAAGGUGACGAUCGAUGUGCGGAGAAGUGAUAGUUGGAAGGAGGAGAAGAAAGGUGGGGAGAGGCCGAAAGGUUUGGGGCUGGAUGUGGAUGAUUCCAGUCGUGAUGCAACGAAGAGGUACAGUCCGAAUCCGAGGCCUGUGGAGGGUGAGGGCGAUGUGGAAAGAUUGGAAUUGAAUAGGUGA
This is a messenger RNA of Pseudovirgaria hyperparasitica, 3141 nucleotides long. RefSeq names its product cysteine proteinase. The record is from RefSeq and is a predicted model, not a curated record. Gene Ontology annotation, biological process: proteolysis. Gene Ontology annotation, molecular function: calcium-dependent cysteine-type endopeptidase activity. Gene Ontology annotation, cellular component: cytoplasm. Bases 1 to 3141 code for a protein of 1046 amino acids. The transcript is spliced from 5 exons. NCBI's taxonomy places the organism in Eukaryota, Fungi, Ascomycota, Dothideomycetes, Acrospermales, Acrospermaceae.